Prosopis cineraria is the source of this 834-nucleotide messenger RNA. RefSeq names its product protein BOLA4, chloroplastic/mitochondrial. The transcript is spliced from 3 exons. Bases 77 to 535 code for a protein of 152 amino acids. Lineage: Eukaryota; Viridiplantae; Streptophyta; Magnoliopsida; Fabales; Fabaceae. The record is from RefSeq and is a predicted model, not a curated record.
UGUACGAGUGGUUCCCAAAACUUGGGGGUUCGAAUUCGAAGGAGAAGAAGAACGAAGCGACAGAGUUCAACUGAAAAUGCGGCCGCACCUCUUCGCAGCGAAUCGUUGCUUGCUUCAUCUACCCGCUCUGUUCCGACCCUGCAACUCCGUUCUUCUUUCUCCGUCUCGUCCUAUUCUUCUCCGAAAAUCCAAUCCUCUGAUUCUCUCUCAAAACGCCUUCUUCACCUCGCGUUUUGCUCGCAAUCUUUCUGUGCGCGCCGCCGAUGUCAACGACGCCGGCUCUAUCGACUCGCCUCUCAUGCAGUCCAUGCAAAAGAAGAUCAAGGAUCAUCUCGAUGCAGAAUCAGUCUCUGUGAAAGAUGCAUCUGGUGAUGGUCGUCAUGUUAGUAUUGAGGUUGUGUCAGCUGCCUUUGAGGGACAAUCAGCUGUGAACAGGCAAAGGAUGGUGUACAAAGCCAUAUGGGAGGAGCUUCAGAGUACAGUUCAUGCAGUUGAUCAGAUGACUACCAGAACUCCUGCUGAAGCAUCUCAAUGAACUGAUAAAACAUCAUGAACACGUCACACGUUUGUUUAAGAAUACUGUCCCUGGUACAUGUUCUUGUUCUCUUUACAUUGAUCUUUAUGUUACUGUUCUCUCAAAAAUGAAUUAUGAAUCCAAAUUAUUGUUCUAAUCAAACGUCCAUCACCCUUCCCAGCAUGUUUUGUACAAUUGUGCAAAUAAUGCACGCCAGGGAUAGGCUUAUUAUGGUUAUAUUCAUCGCAACUCAUUUUUCACUUGUUCUUGGUCCAAGUCAUGGCAAUAAAAAUAGAGGAAACUACCAUCUGGGUCUACAA